AUGGCGAUGCGAUUCCCGGUAUUGCGACUGAUAUGGGUCUUUUUGAUGGGCUUAAGGGUGGAGAUGCUGGCGGAUGCGCAGGAAGAGCAUACAGCGAUUCCCCUGCCCAGUUACCACUACGGCGCAAAGAUUGAAGUUAGUUGUCUGAAUAGGAGCAUUGAUACAGGCGAACAUAUUUCGAACGAGAGGAACGAACUGGAGUAUGUUCCGUUCCCAGUGUGCAAUGAGACGGGUAAACCUUUGGAGCUCAUGUAUGGGAUUGAGGAAGAACUCAAUUGCACAAUACCAGUAAUAACAGACCCCUUCUUCCACCUUCUCGAAUUCUACAUCCACAACGAUGCGCCCCUAUCCUGUCGAAUCCCCUCUCGCCCGCCCCCCUCCGUCCAACUCGCAGAACAACCUUCUCCCCCAACCGAAUACGUCCCCCUCAUCUUCGCCCUCGCAGGCACCCUUCAACUCUCCCACCUCCACAUCUCCACGCACCUCAACAUCCUCCUCCACUCGACCCCAAAACACCAUCUCCACCACCACGACUCCGGCGUGAUAGAUUCGGGAGCUGCCUACUCGACCUCCCCCCUCUCACACACCACCGGCCCCGCUGCUCUCACGAAGAAACUGGUUAUCGGUGACCCACUGCCCCUACAAUUUUCUGUAAGAUGGUUUCCGACGCCCGCGCUGCCGAGGGAGAAUGGGAAGGUGGAGUGGGCGGGGAUAGGAGGGCAUUUCUAUGUUAGCACGGCGUUUUAUUGUUUGGUCAGUGCGGGUGCUGGGGCUAGUGUGGUUACAGUGUGGUUCUGGGGCGUGGUGCUGCCGAAGAGGUUGAGGGCUAGGGCGAAGGGGAUGGGUGCGAAUACGCCGUUGGGGUAUGGGGUUGGGAAUGGGUGGGGGAUGGGGAAGAGGGAUUGA
This is a messenger RNA of Glarea lozoyensis ATCC 20868, 906 nucleotides long. RefSeq lists its product as uncharacterized. The record is from RefSeq and is a predicted model, not a curated record. Lineage: Eukaryota; Fungi; Ascomycota; Leotiomycetes; Helotiales; Helotiaceae. The coding region runs from base 1 to 906 and encodes 301 amino acids. The transcript has 3 exons.